GAUGACAGAUCUCGAACAUUACAGAAUUCUUUUCAGCAAAUGUCUGGCAAUGAGAAAUUUUUCAACAGAAGACGUUAUGGAAAAGGUUCAAGUUCCAAAUAGUGAAUAUGUAUCUCAGAUUGUUGGUACUAAAGGCUGUAAGAUAAUGAAAAUUAUUUCUGAAACAAAUACCAAGAUUACAACGCCGAAAAGGCACGAAGAAUCAGUAUUCUGUGUUCAAGGCUCACCGGAAAAUGUACAAUGUGCCGUCUCGGAAAUUGAGAAAGAGGUAGACCGUAUACAGAGUCAACAAACAAUUCAUAAGCGUUCUAACAAACCUAUGAUUGAAUAUCGACAUCCUGUUAGAUACAGACAUAUUGGUUUAACUAUAGGAAAAGGCGGAAGUACAAUUCAAACCAUCAAGAGAAUUGCAAAUGUUGAAGUAGACUCACCGAGUAUUCUUGGAACUCCUGAAUUUAAAAUUGUUGGUGACUACGAGAGUGUUCUCAAAGCUAUCUCUUAUAUUGAACAAAAUAUCGCACAAAAAACUGCAAGCGGUCUUUCGUCACCUUUUAAUAUCGACUUGAUUCGAGAAGCACUAACUUCUGUGAAACCCUACUGA
Dimorphilus gyrociliatus is the source of this 601-nucleotide messenger RNA. Lineage: Eukaryota; Metazoa; Annelida; Polychaeta; Dinophilidae. The record is from the annotation of a GenBank genome assembly.